AAAGCAAUAAAAGAAAGCAGCUCCAACUCUGUGCAGGAAUCCCGUACAAAGAAGCUUCAGCAGCUCUUCAUCAAAGGUUGAGACUUAAAGCUCCAACAUGAUCUUGCUCCUCUUCUUGUUCAGUCUGGCUCUGGGUGCUCCUUCUGAGUCUCAUUCUGAUGGAAGUGAAGUGAAGCUACAACUUGAUGACCACAGAGUUGAACUACGGCAAGGAAGCUGUCCCCUGUUCUGGUUCAGUUUCAAUGGCCGCUGCUACAAAUAUGUGGCCACACAGAUGAGCUGGGCUGAUGCAGAGCUCUACUGUGUGUCACAGCGAGCCAACCUGGUUUCUAUCCACAGCAGGGAGGAAGAGCAGUUUGUUAAAUUAUUAAUUAAGAACUUUGACCAUGCUGAGGGAUGGACCUGGAUUGGACUGAGUGACCUCCAUAAAGAAGGCAGAUGGAUGUGGUCUGAUGGUUGCGCUGUGAGUUUCACCUACUGGAGUGCUGGACAACCAGACAACGCUGGAACAGUUGAACACUGUGUUCACACUAACUUUGAAGCAAAGAUGUGGAAUGAUAACCCAUGUUCUUUCAAUUUAGCUUCUGUUUGUGCAACGCAGAUAACCUGCCCUUAGAAACUCUGGGGUUACAGGGCCCAUGACAAAACAUUCAAGCACGUAUUUGGUGUCACAGACGUGCGCUUGCAUGUUUCAUCAGGACGCAUUUAGUACUUUAGAUAGGGAUGAAUGCAGAAAAUACACCUCCUCACUGAUCUUCCCAGAAUUGAUUUUAACAAUAGAUUUUCCAUAUUUGUAGAAACAUGACAAAUGUUUUGUUAGCUGUAGCUCAGGUCACCUACUAACUGGAAGGUUGGUGGUUCAAUUCUAGUCUGCUCCAGUCUACAUGUCAAAUAUUCUUGGGCAAGA
Neolamprologus brichardi is the source of this 907-nucleotide messenger RNA. NCBI's taxonomy places the organism in Eukaryota, Metazoa, Chordata, Actinopteri, Cichliformes, Cichlidae. The record is from RefSeq and is a predicted model, not a curated record.